Mercurialis annua (annual mercury) is the source of this 480-nucleotide messenger RNA. Its product is annotated as cytochrome P450 77A2-like. NCBI's taxonomy places the organism in Eukaryota, Viridiplantae, Streptophyta, Magnoliopsida, Malpighiales, Euphorbiaceae. Gene Ontology annotation, molecular function: heme binding; oxidoreductase activity, acting on paired donors, with incorporation or reduction of molecular oxygen; monooxygenase activity. The coding region runs from base 1 to 480 and encodes 159 amino acids. The record is from RefSeq and is a predicted model, not a curated record. The transcript has a single exon.
AUGUUUAUAACGAGCAAUUAUGUACAGCAGUCAGAUUGUCGAGUUGCUACUGAUUUUUGCAGUUCACAUAUUUAUUCCUCAUCUCUUGCCUCUUACUAUCAUCUCUUCAUAGCUAUUCUCACUUUAAUCUCAGGCCUCAUUUUCUUCUUUUCUUGCAAUACAAAAUCUAAACUCGUAAAACUUCCUCGAGGACCACCAGGUUGGUCUAUAGUCGGCGAUCUUUUUCAAGUUGCUUGUUCUGGUAAACAUUUUUUCCAAUUUGUACAAGAUUUAAUUCCCUUGUAUGGUCCCAUUUUUACUCUGAAGAUGGGAACAAGAAUGCUUAUUAUCAUUACUUAUGCUAAACUAGUCCAUGAAGCUCUUAUGAGAGGGGACUGCUUUUCGCAACCCGGACACGCGAAAACCCUACGAGAUCUGUCUUCAGCUGCAACAAGUUUACUAUCAAUGCACCGGUCUACGGACCGGUGUGGCGGUCGCUGA